AAGUCAUUUCAAGAAGUAUUUGAAAAAAAUGUAUUUGAGAUAUAUGAAAGUUGUGAAUUGUUUAUAGAAACUGUGCGAACAGAGCAACAAAAAAAGGCUGAAGAUCUAAGACUUACUGUAGUUGAAUUAACUAAAAGAAUAAAGGAUAGGUAUUGGAAAGUCGAAAAGGCAGGUGAUCAUCGUUUUGUUAUUGGUGCCUCUAUUUACAUCGUAGGUAUUGUCGUAAUUGGUGUAGUAGUGUUUCACUUUCGCUGGUACCGUGUCAUUGCUGCUGUAGAGGUCGUAAAGUUGCAUCAUUGGAUUGUUGCUUCAUCAUUUUCACCUCUUUGGAUUAUUGUUUCAUCAUUUGCUGGUAGAGUUAUGUUUAGUAUUGCUGUUUCCUGGAGGUUAUUAUUAAUUAGUAGAGUC
Messenger RNA from Dentiscutata erythropus, 408 nucleotides. Lineage: Eukaryota; Fungi; Glomeromycota; Glomeromycetes; Diversisporales; Gigasporaceae. The record is from the annotation of a GenBank genome assembly.